Meloidogyne enterolobii is the source of this 1622-nucleotide messenger RNA. NCBI's taxonomy places the organism in Eukaryota, Metazoa, Nematoda, Chromadorea, Rhabditida, Meloidogynidae. The record is from the annotation of a GenBank genome assembly.
UUUUUAUUUCCUCAAUCAAAGUUAUGAUAAUUUGGAGGAGAAUAAAACGAAAUUUUAUAUUUGCCCCCUUUGACAACUUAUUAAUUUUGCUGAUUUUUAUAUUUAUUCCUGUAUACUCGAUAGAAAAUUUGAACCCGAGACCGAGUCAAUUUAUUAAUGAAGUAGAGAGCAUUCCAAGGUUUACAAGCCCUAUCAAAACUCAGGAUAGAUUUAUUUUGCUAAAUGUAAAUUCAGACUAUAUUUUGAUUGGGGGAAGAGAUGCUUUAUAUAAUCUUUCUACAAGCAGAUUAAAUACGAAAUUAACAAUCCAAUGGAAAGCACCUGGCCAAACAAUUGAAGAAUGCCUUAUGAAGGGAAAAUCAGAGGCUGAAUGCCACAACUUCGUCAGAGUAGCCGCAAAACUCCAAAAUGGACGUAUUCUCCUUUGUGGAACACAUGCUUUUUCUCCACAAUGUCGUGAAUAUGAAUUUAUUCAAUCUGAAGAUAGAUUUGCUGAGAGAGGACAAUUUAAUGGACAAGCAAUUUCUCCUUAUGAUCCUCUUCAAAAUUCUUCUUAUGUUUAUUUACCUGAACGGAAUGAUAUUUUUGUUGGAGCAAUAUCUGACUUUAGUGCUACAGAUCCUCUUAUUUAUAGGCGAAGAUUGUCAGGUGGAGAUAGUUUACGAACACAAAAAGAUGACAGAGUUAUUGAUGAACCUAAUUUUGUUGGAUCAUUCUCUUAUGGGGAUUAUGUUUAUUUUUGGUAUAGAGAGAAAGCCUCAGAUGCUCUCGACAACAAUAGAGAAACACAAAUAUAUUCAAGAGUUGGAAGAGUUUGUGCUAAUGAUCCUGGGGGUCCUUCCCCGGCACAAGAUAGAUGGUCGAGCUUUUUAAAGUUGAGAUUAAAUUGUUCUGUUCCCGGUGAUGGAGAUAUUUCUCCUUUUUAUUUUAAUGAAAUACAGUCAAUAUCUGAUCCAAUUCCUUAUGGAGGAAAUUCUGGGGAUGCUUUAGUUUAUGCUAUUUUUCAAACUAGUCGAUCAUUACCAAUGUCAGCAGUCUGCGCUUUUCGAAUGAGCCAAAUUGAUUCGGUUUUUGAUCAUGGGAGAUUUAAGACCCAAAGAUCUCCAACCUCUUUAUGGACUCCGUCACAAAAAUUUUAUUCAAAUCCUUCUGAAAGACCAGGACAGUGUGGACCAGAUGCUUCUAAUAAACUUUCAGAUAUGGCUCCAAUUAGCAAGAAUCCUCUUAUGUAUGAGACAGUUUCAACUAUUGGAAAUAGUCCUUUGCUUGUUGAGGGUCCAAAUCGUGCUGAUUUAACAUCAAUUGCAGUUACAGCAGAUGCCCUUUCUAUUCGCCGACAGAAGCAUAAUGCUAUAUUUUUAAUAGAUUUAUCCCAAAAUGGAACAGCUGUUCUUGUUGAGACAAUUAAAGUAUUUCCAUUACUUACACCAAUUAUUGGAAUUCGUUUAUUGCCUAAUACUUCAAAUAAUAAUAUCCCUUCAUUAAUUGUUUCUUCGCUUUCUCAAGUAGCCAAUAUUCCUUUACAACAUUGUUCAUUGGCAGAAAAUUGUGGACGUUGUGUUGCCUUAAGAGAUCCGCAUUGUGCUUGGGACAUUGAAUUACGGCGCUGUAGAUUGGAAUAG